GGCAUGACAAACCAUUCAUUCUUUAGCAAGUAGUAUUUGAUUGGCGUUAUAAGAGGGAGGUGGUUCGCGCGCUUCAUAAAGUUACGUAUUUAAAUACGCAAAUUUGGAGUGACUUUUCUUGUGAUUUAGACUGUACCUAGACCAAAUAAGCCUCAGUGGCAAACUGUGAAUUAAUUACAUGUACUUUUGUCUUUUUUAAUUUGGUAUAAAUAAAAAUGGUGAUAAUGCUAAAAGGAAUAAUAGUUUUGUGUUUUACCGUCGUCUUGUUUCUCAAUACAGUUGAUGGCCUCAAAGCGAACUGUAACAAAGAAGAGGGCCUGCAACGGUGUUCAAUGGCGUUACCAGUUUUAAGUUCACCGGAAAUAUCAUUUGCACUAACAAGAGAAGAACUGGACAAAAGUUGUGUAGAGCUGCGGGUUGGUAUAAAGUGUAUCGACAACUACACUGAAGUUUGUAUGGAGAAAAGUGAACAGGUGAUGUUUAGGCGUAUAUACGCAGGCAUAACUGAUGUUGUCCAAGAACUGUGCACUAGAGGGAAAUAUCAAGAUGAAUAUUUGAGGCAUGCAACGUGCGUGAAAAAAGUGAGGCAAGAGUAUGAAGUCUGCAGUAAAAACUACGAGGGCACUUUGUCUAUGAUCAGCAACCAUCAAAAGAAAGACCAGUAUCAUACAGACAACACUAAUGUAGCAGCCAACCAUGAAGAUUAUUUAAGGACUGUCUGUUGUUCAUUUCAAGAGUACUUGGUGUGCUCUGAGCAGACGGUCCUGAGGUCGUGCGGAGAUGAAGCCGCUUUGUUCACGAGCGCAUUCCUCAAACGGAUGGCUUCCAAUAUCAUUAAGAACUUUUGCUUCGAAUAUCGGGACAAGGAAUGCAGUUUGGCAGGCAAAGCGACGGCGACGGACCAUAGUGUUUUUUUAAUACCCACCAUUAUAGCAACACUAUACUCAUUGCUAUAUGGCAACUUUGUUCCGACUUAAAAACCAAUUAGAAAAAAGAAUUUCAAAAUUAGAACGUGGCUGAAAGCGGGGUUGCCAGUAAUUAGUAGACGAAGUUUGUUGCUAGUUACCGUUGAUGCAACGUUUGAGCUGUAAAUAAUUAAUGUAGGUAUUGUUUUCUCGGUUAAAUGUGAAACUGAUGUUUGUAUUCUAGCUCUAGAAUGAACCUAAAUGGCUAAGCUAGGGUUGUGGAUACGUAGAUGUUUGGAGCAAUGUGAUUUUGGGUACUUUUGUUUUGUUCGUCUUCUCUAUGUUUGGCAAGAUAUCAAGAAUAGGUAGGGAUACUCGUGUCCGGUAAAUAAAUAAAACUAAAGAUUGCCUUGCUAUUUCAUGCGUUUAAUUUUGGCAAACCUACAUCCGGUAUGUUGAAUAUGGAUCGUAAUCUCAAAAAGUAGUCAAGAGCUUUAAAACCAGGUGUAUUGCCUACUUUUCUGCUAUGCUUAAAGCAAGCACAAACCAAUUUUCUUAUUUACAAAAUUAGUGUGUAAGUUUUUCAAGAUAAAAAGUAUCCUGUAUGUAUUUCCAAGACCUAACAAAAUAAAAAAAAAAAACAAAUUUUACAAAAAUUCUUUAAUCCUUGCAGCCAUUUAAGCAUGAAGAGGGAAUUAAACUUCCUUUUCGGUCUCUUCCUCUUACCAGUCCAUAAAUUAUAUUCAUUGUUUAAUCGUCACUUGCCGUAUGUUUUAAAGACAAAAAAAUAAAUGAAACAGCCUUUCGCUUUAAGUCUAUAAGUAGUAUAGUUGUUAUUUUAGGACGUGAUGUACGAACGAUGUUUGGUGUAAAAAUUCGAAUUUACCUCUUAACCCUUGGGAAUUUCGAGGACCGAAAGUAGCAUAUGCCCUCUCAAAUAACGCUAUGCCAAAAAGCAACUCGUUUGGUGGCUUAGUUAGGGGGUGAAGGAAGGUAAUGCAAACACUUUUUUCGUAUUUAUAAUAUUAGUAUGGACUAGUAGCUGUAG
Pararge aegeria (speckled wood butterfly) is the source of this 1953-nucleotide messenger RNA. RefSeq lists its product as uncharacterized. The transcript is spliced from 5 exons. Bases 216 to 977 code for a protein of 253 amino acids. Lineage: Eukaryota; Metazoa; Arthropoda; Insecta; Lepidoptera; Nymphalidae. The record is from RefSeq and is a predicted model, not a curated record.